AUGAUGGUCAGGAUGCUUGAGGACGAUCUGUUCCCGUCGACUCCGGGGAAGGUGAAGAUUGAACGGACGCACGGGGUGAGCCGCAAACUUCAACGUUGUUUUGCUUCGGCGAGCACUCUUUUCCUGUGGGUUCUUUUUGUCAUCGCCCUCUUCGCUUCGUAUCUCAGCUUCCACAGCUUCGUCGACACCUCGUCCCGAUACUUAUCCGCCUCGUGGGGUGACCUCCACUGGGAACGCCAGAUCCGUGCUUCCGCCGCCGUGCGCCAUCCCAAAGGGAUCACUGUCCUGGUCACCGGCGCGGCGGGGUUCGUCGGAUCCCACGUAUCGCUAGCCCUUCGCCACCGCGGCGACGGCGUGGUCGGGCUUGAUAAUUUUAAUGCCUAUUACGAUCCCUCCCUGAAGAAGGCCCGCAAGGUGCUGCUCGCGUCCCAUGGGGUGUUCGUCGUCGAGGGCGACGUCAACGAUGCGCACCUCCUCGCUAAGCUGUUCAACACUGUGCCCUUCACCCAUGUGAUGCAUCUCUCCGUUGAGGCCGGCGUCCGCUACGCCAUCCAGAAUCCAGCGUUGUACGUUCACAGCAACGUCGCCGGUCUCGUCGCCCUCCUGGAAGCCAGCAAGUCUGCCGAUCCGCAGCCUGCAAUCGUUUGGGCUUCUUCCUCUGUCUCCCUCCUCUGCGAACCAUCGUCGUUGCUCUAUCCCGACGAUUUGCUCCACAGUCGGCGAACCAUCGUCGUUGCUUUGUCCCGACGAUUUGCUCCACAGUGUCCGCUUGCUCGUCGUUUCUUGGAGGAUAAUUUUGGAAUGAAAUUUUUGUUAACCCCGGAAUCGUAG
Messenger RNA from Zingiber officinale, 831 nucleotides. Its product is annotated as UDP-glucuronate 4-epimerase 1-like. NCBI's taxonomy places the organism in Eukaryota, Viridiplantae, Streptophyta, Magnoliopsida, Zingiberales, Zingiberaceae. The transcript has a single exon. The record is from RefSeq and is a predicted model, not a curated record. The coding region runs from base 1 to 831 and encodes 276 amino acids.